AUGAACUCUUUAGCGGAUGGCUAUUGGAUUGCAGAGCAGCUGCGGCGAGAGAAUCUGGAUUACUAUGACGUUCUCAGCAGCGUCUCGGUGCGGUUUGAGAACCAUGGUGGUGACAACGAAAGCGCUUUGGUUUACAUCUCACCGCACCUGGAGUUGGAUUUGACGCCUUCCGAGGAUGGGAAGAAGGCCUUGAAGGCGGUCCGCUUCUCUGUGAAGAGUGGACAGUAUGCUCCUCCAAUGGAUGCCCGAACAAGUGCAAAAUUCUUCCAGGCCCGGCGGCGCUUCUACGAGUUAAUGUAUGAGCCACAGCAUCAUGCAAAGGUGCAGCUGAAAGCGGGCGAGAUGGUGGCAUUUGACAACCGCCGGAUUCUUCAUUCCCGGACCCAGAUCUUACCUACUGACGGGGAGCGCUGGAUGCAAGGUACCUACUUUGACCGAGAUGGUUUGUGGUUGACCUUCGAGCGAUUGCGAAGAAGAGUUGCCAAGUCCGUUGUGCAUUAG
Molecule: messenger RNA, 501 nt
Organism: Durusdinium trenchii
Lineage: Eukaryota; Dinophyceae; Suessiales; Symbiodiniaceae
Source: the annotation of a GenBank genome assembly